AUGCCGCAACGAUUGAGGCACGAUGCGUAUCGAGUGGGAUGGAUCUGUCCAUUGGAGGUGGAACAAAUCGCGGCAAUGCAAAUGUUAGAUGAGGAACAUGAAGGGCUACCACUACGACCUGGGGAUGAGAAUGUGUACAUCCUUGGCAGUAUAAAUAAGCAAAACAUUGUGAUCGCUGGCCUUCCUGGUCAAGGGAACUGUUUUGCCGCCAGUGUUAUCGCUCAAAUGAGGAUGGCAUUCUCGUCCCUCAAGUACGUUUUAUUAGUGGGCAUUGGGGGUGGUGUACCUGUAAAGACACGGCAUGGAAUGAUCCGCCUCGGGCAUGUGGUGGUUAGUGAUCCGACAGGAAUACACUCCGGAGUGGUGCAGUAUGAUCAUGGAAAAUCGAAGACAGGCCAAUUUGAACGCACAGGUUGUCUUAGUCCCCCACCACAAGCUCUUCUCAGCGCUGCACGAGUUCUGCAAGUGAAGCGUGAAGGAAUGGACUACGACCCGAUUUGGACCAAUUUGAAGAGGUUUCAAACCAAGCGCCGAAUUAAUAGUCGCUUUAAGUUUCCAGGGGCUGAAAACGAUCAUCUCUACCACCCAGACUGUGAACACCAGGUGAAAGAUGUUUCCUGCGAAGAAAGUGCCUGUCCGCAGGAACAGCGCAUCAAGCGAAUACCAGACGAAGAAGAAGAGUCUUGGGUCGUAGUACAUAGAGGCACAAUAGCGUCUGGGGAGCUGGUCAUGAAGAAUGCUAAGCAGCGAGAUGAGCUAGCGCGGGAGCAUAGUGUGCUCUGUUUCGAGAUGGAAGCAGCUGGGGCUCUCACAGGCUUUCCAUGCCUGGUUAUCCGUGGAAUUUCCGACUAUUGCGACUCGCAUAAAAACGAUGUAUGGCACGCGUACGCAUCGGCAGUGGCGGCCGCUUAUGCACGGGCGUUAAUUUGCUACCUGCCCGUGGAAGAGAUCGAGAGGUCAGAGAUCAAGACUGAGACAAAAGCAGAUCACCAAUUCCGAUACUUUGUUGUUCCAUCCUUAGACAAACGUCACUUUACCGGCCGAGAAACCACGCUUGAACAACUCCAACAGAGGCUUUUUAUCCAGGCGAACACUCAAAAAUUAGCGCUUUUCGGAUUAAGUGGCAUCGGCAAAACUCAAGUCGCUCUUCAAUUUGCGCAUUGGGUUAAAAAAGCGAGGCCCGAAUUCUCUAUAUUUUGGGUUCCCGCAUAUAGUUUGCAGAGCUUUGAGCAAGCGUGUUUGCAGAUCGUGAAGGAGGUUGGAAUCCAACAACGUUCAGAAGAUGCAAGCGAAAGUGCUAGGGAAUUAGUCCAUCACUACCUCAGAUCGAAUGCAGCUGGGAAGUGGCUUUUCAUCGUGGACAAUGCCGAUGACCACGACUUACUUAUCACUGAACUUUACCAGUUCAUCCCAGCCAGCGAGAACGGUGUGACCUUGCUCACUACCUGUUACCGUGAGGUAGCGGUGACAUUUGCAACAAAGGACAUAGUCGAGCUCGACAAGAUGGCGUUAACAGAGGGUAAGGCUUUUAUUGCCAAGAUCGUCCGUGAAGAAUUGCUCUGCGAAGAGUCCACUACUCAAUUACUAGAGGAGCUUCAUUACCUACCUCUUGCUAUCACACAGGCGGCGUUCUAUGUUAGCCGUACUGGUAUAACGAUCUCACAAUAUCUCAAGCUCAUGCAUAAGACGGAAAAGAAUCGAGCAGAUCUCGCGAGCAGGAAAUUCUUUGAUUGCACUCGAUAUCCUUCAAAGGAUAACGCUAUUACCACAACUUUUAUCAUUUCAUUUGAACGAAUCAAGAAUUCUGAGCCCGAUGCUGCAGAGUUGUUGGAAUUCUUGUCCUAUAUUGAACCAAAGGCAAUUCCACGAUCAAUGCUUCCUUUACUGAAGUCAGAAGAAAACACAGAAUUUGCGAUUGGAACAUUAUGGGACUACGCAUUUUUGACCAGGAGAGAUGAUGGAAAGGAAUUGGAUAUGCAUGGUUUGGUUCAGCUCUCAACACGGCAGUGGGUAGAGAAGGCUGGCCAUACACAACAGGUUAUUCAGAAGGCGAUUCAGCAUAUGGAUGACUGCUUCCCCUCUGAUGAGUUUACCUGCCGUGAGGUCUGGAGAACGUACCUACCGCACACCCUCAAGCUUAUUCAUAGAUGUGAAAGCAAGGGUACAAAUGAGAGAUAUAGCUUACUUGCUAAGGCCGGAGGCUGCGCCAUGGCUGAAAGUCGAGCAAAAGAGGCUAUUGGAUUGUUUGAAGAAGUAUCUAUGUGGCAGAAGAGUCAACACGAUGAGGAACAACACACUGAUCGACUAUUGUCCCAGCAUGCGCUUGCAGAGGCAUAUGAAUUAGAUGGCCAGCGUAAGCUAGCGCUGCAAAUCUUCGAGCGUGGAGUUGCAAUACUAGAGGAGACGGCCGAUGAAAAGGAUCGCUUUCUACUAGCAUACCAGUAUUCACUCGCAUUAACGUAUCGAUCAAACGGCAAGAUCAAAGACGCUGUGAAGCUCCUCGAGCACGUGGUCAGGGUACAAGAGAGAAAGUGUGAUGAAAAACACCAUGAUCGACUAGGGUCCCAGCAGGCCCUCGCAGAGGCAUACCAGUCAGACGGCCAGAUCAAGCGAGCCAUCAAGAUCUUCGAGCAUGUGGCCAAAAUACGAGAGGACACGCUUCACGAAGAAGAUCCUAAUCUAGUGUCGUCCCAAUACGCACUCGCAAAGGCAUAUAAAUCAGACGGCAAGAUUAAGGAGGCUAUAAAGCUCCUCGACCACGUGGUUAUGAUACGGAAGAGAACACUACAUGAAGACAACCCUGAACGGCUAUCCUGCCAGCACGUACUCGCAAAGGCUUAUCAAUCAAGCGACCAGAUUGAGCAAGCCAUCCAGUUCCUCGAGCAUGUGGUUCAGGUACGAAAAAGGACACUUAACGAAGAAGACCGUAAACUAUUAUCGUCCCAGCAUGAUCUCGGAAAAGCAUACCAAUCAGCCGGCCAGGCCGACCUAGCCAUCCAGUCCCUCGAGCAUGUGGUUAGGGUGCGAAAGAGGACGCUUAAUGAAGAAGAUCCUAAACUAUUGUCGUCCCAGCAUGAUCUCGGAAAAGCACACCAAUCAGCCGGCCAGAGUGAGAUAGCUGUGCAAAUCCUUGAGCAUGUGGUUGAGGUACGAGAUAGGACGCUUGAAGAAGAGGAUUCCAAACGACUAUCGUCCCAGCAUUUACUCGCUGUAGCCUAUCGAUCCAACGGUCAGAGCAAGCUAGCCGUGCGAAAACUCGAGCAUGUGGUUGAGGUACGAGAGAACACGCUUGGCGAAGAAGAUAAUAACCGACUGGGGUCUCAGCAUGCCCUCGGAAAAGCGUAUCAUCGAAAUGGACAAUUUAAGGAGGCCGUGCAGAUCCUCAAGCACGUGGUUGCGAUAAAACAGAGGACGCUUGAUGAAAAACAUCCCUCCCUACUGUCUUCGAAGAAAGCACUCGCAAUGGCAAAGAAGUCGAGUCGAAGGAAGACCACGUAUAUAGACUAG
This is a messenger RNA of Penicillium longicatenatum, 3507 nucleotides long. RefSeq lists its product as uncharacterized. The record is from RefSeq and is a predicted model, not a curated record. The coding region runs from base 1 to 3507 and encodes 1168 amino acids. Gene Ontology annotation, molecular function: protein binding; ADP binding; catalytic activity. NCBI's taxonomy places the organism in Eukaryota, Fungi, Ascomycota, Eurotiomycetes, Eurotiales, Aspergillaceae. The transcript has 3 exons. Gene Ontology annotation, biological process: nucleoside metabolic process.